Messenger RNA from Tribolium madens (black flour beetle), 1538 nucleotides. RefSeq names its product protein Spindly (gene Spindly). Lineage: Eukaryota; Metazoa; Arthropoda; Insecta; Coleoptera; Tenebrionidae. The transcript has 4 exons. The coding region runs from base 8 to 1498 and encodes 496 amino acids. The record is from RefSeq and is a predicted model, not a curated record.
CCGAGAAAUGUCAUCUGUCAUUUUUCAAAUCGUAAUAACGUUUUUCCAGGAUUUUUUAAUUGGUUUAUCUCUGUUAUUCUAUCGUUUAAAAAGAAAAAUAAUAAAAAUGGGGGAGACGUUUGAUUGUGAAGAUAUAAUGAAAAAGUAUCAAGAGAUGCAAACUGAGUUGGAAGUAACGAAUCAGACUUUGUACGACUUGCGGAGAGAAAUAAAAAUAAGUCACAACCUUGAAUUUGAAUAUCAAGACGAAAUAAGGGUUUUACAGUCUCAGGAGCAAGAGUUGAGACAGAAAGUGUUGCAGGGAGAAGAGGCUAUUGUAGAUCUGAAGGCGUCCUACAACGAGCGAAUUAAUACUUUAACGGAGGAGUUGGCCAAAAAAGAGGACGAAAUAGACGGUUUGAAAAAAGAAUUAGAACGAUUAGACGACAUUGUAAAGAAAUUCGAUUCGCAAAAUCCAAAAAGUGAUAAUAACUUACUUGAUGAAAUAAGCAGACUAGAAAACCUGAAUGUUGAUUUGAAUGAAAAAGUUUGUGACUUACAGGAGUCUCUGGAAUUGAGUGAGCAAAAAAACAUUAACCUUCAAGAAAGGGUAAAAAAUUUAGAAUCAUUAACGGAGGACUACAAAGAGAGUCUCAACUGCAAAAGAGAAGAACUUGAGGAAGCACACACCUUAUUAGAAAAUCUCAAAGAUGAGAAUCUCACUCUGAAGUCAGAAUUGGAUUUGAUCAAUAGUAAGCCUCGUGAUGACCAAAGCAAGGGAAAUUCGUUAUUUGCAGAAGUUGAUGACAGACGUUUACAAUUACAACAAAACAUGAGUACCAUGAAAUCACAAUAUUUGGAAAUGAAGCGCGAGAGAGCGUCUCAUUUGAAGCAAAUCUCAACAUUGCGUAACGAAAAUGCGCUUUUAAUUUCAAAAAUGGAAACGGAAAUUGAGGAUCGAAAAAAUGUUGAAGAACAGAUUUUGGACACUUACAAAAAUCAAAUUAAGGUUUUGAAUGAGUUAACUGAAAGUUAUAAAAAGGAAAUUGAAACCAAAGAGAAUUUAAAUGAUAAUGUGCCAUCUUCAGGUGCUAUGAAGUUUUUUGAUAACAUGCUUGCCACGAAAAAUAAAGAAAUGGAAGUUUUGAGGCAAGAAUUAAAAAUGGCUUCGCUGAAUCGAACUUCCCUUUCAUAUGAUUUAGCUCAAGCUAAAAGAGAAAUUUGGAAGAAUAAUGUGGAAGCUUUGCAGCUGAAGAAUGAAAUUGGGCAACUUAAAAUUAGGAUCGAAGAAAUGCAAAUGGUCAGUCCAACUGAAAAAACACCUGAACAACUGGACAAAUCAUCAAUUGUGAAAAAAAAUGAAACUAAAACUGAAGAUUUGUAUAAAACCAAUAAAGAAAACGAAGGAGGGAACAAAAAAGUACAGUUCAGUGAAGAUACACUAGAGCCAAAAGUAACUGACAGAAAGAAAAUGAAAGGUGGAAAAAAGCUUGUUUUACAAUCUAUAAAAUAUGAUUAACUUUAUUUACUUAUUUAUUAAUAAAUUAAUUUUACACGUU